This is a messenger RNA of Exophiala mesophila, 2046 nucleotides long. RefSeq lists its product as uncharacterized. NCBI's taxonomy places the organism in Eukaryota, Fungi, Ascomycota, Eurotiomycetes, Chaetothyriales, Herpotrichiellaceae. Gene Ontology annotation, biological process: chiasma assembly; mismatch repair. The record is from RefSeq and is a predicted model, not a curated record. Gene Ontology annotation, cellular component: nucleus. Bases 1 to 2046 code for a protein of 681 amino acids. The transcript has a single exon. Gene Ontology annotation, molecular function: ATP binding; mismatched DNA binding; ATP-dependent DNA damage sensor activity.
AUGGUUAACACAGACACUCUAAUAUCGUUGCAGAUCAUCCAGCCCGACACCCACCCGAACACUUUCAACCAAGGUCCGGGAUCAUCGGCACCGAAAGAGUCGCUAUCUCUGUUUGGGCUGUUCCAAACCCACGCCAGAUGUCCACAAGGAAAGGCUGAGCUCCGAAGGAUCUUCCUUCGUCCGAGCUUGGACAGCCAGGAGAUCAUUGAUCGUCUGGACUUCAUCUCAGUCUUUAUGCGGCCCGAAAAUCAAGCAUCCUGCGCAGCCUUGAGCAAAAGCUUGAGUAAAGUGAAGAACAUGAGAACAGUCAUGGCUCUGCUCCAUAAAGGGGUCGAUGGUGGCAAGCAAACCCAGAACGUUUUCACAGGUGGAGUGUGGGCAUCUCUGCUCGCCUUUACGUACCACACCAUCGACAUGGCUGAUGCCUUGAUGGACGUGCUUGGAUCUUCCCAACUACCUCUCGUCGUCCAGGCCCUGAGAGUCCUUGACCGAGCACGUUUGCAUGUAAUUGGGAAGAAGGUCCACGACGUGGUCGACCUUGAGGGUUCGGCUGACCAACAUCGAACUGUAGUGAAGCACGGGGUGAACCAGGAUUUAGACGAGAUCAAGAGCUUUUAUGACGGCAUGGAAGACAUCCUCUCCAUAAAAGCCAUCGAAAUUGCCAGGGCCAUACCACCAGACCUUAAUCCACCACUGAAUGUGGUGUACUUUCCUCACCUCGGCUUCCACCUGACUGUUCCCCGCGACACCGUCACGGGCAACCCUAUUUACUGCGGCGACGAACUCGGAUGGAAACAAAUGUUUUCCACACCGGCUCAGGCAUAUUUCAAAGACCACAACAUGGUUGAGAUGGACCACGACUUAGGCGACCUAUAUGCCGCAAUUUGCGACCUUGAGAUUGAAAUCAGCUAUAAUCUUGCCCAGACGGUCUUAGAGGAUGAGACGCUCCUCGUGACAACAUCGGAUAUUUGUGGCAGCUUAGACUGCCUCCUUGCCCUAACUCACGUGGCCAUUCAAUAUAAACUUACUCGGCCUGUGUUGGUCGAUGAAAAUGUUGUUGAAAUCAGAGGCGGAAGACACCUGUUGUAUGAGCUGACGGUACCAUCUUUUGUUCCCAACGACACCCUCCUGCGGGGAGGAUCGGGACAUGAAGAGGAUGCCCAGAGAACUGAGAAAAGCCCAAAUAUGAUACUGCUGACCGGUCCCAAUUACUCGGGCAAGUCUGUCUACCAAAAGCAGGUGGCUUUGACGGUGUACAUGGCCCAGGUGGGUUCCUUUGUGCCAGCCGAGGCUGCCAUUCUUGGGAUCACAGACAAGAUCUUCACGCGAAUCACAACCCGCGAAUCAGUGUCUAGGACACAGUCAGCAUUCAUGAUUGACAUGCAACAGAUGGCAAUUGCAUUGAAUUCUUGCACUCAUCGAACCCUCGUGGUAAUUGACGAACUGGGCAAAGGAACCGACGCGUGUGAUGGCGUGGGGUUGGCUAUAGGUGUUCUCAACCACCUUCAGGGGCUGGGAUCUUCGAUGCCAAAGGCUAUCAUGGCCACGCACUUUCACGAGAUCUUUGACAUGGUUUGCUUAGGAGCUAUGGAGCAUCUGUCACCGAUGCAGAUGGAAGUCAAAGUGCGUACCGGCCGGCCAGGACAUGACUUUGGCACACGAGAUACGGUAGCUGCAAAGAACUCUGAUCAGCACGGCAGUGAGGUAACGUAUCUGUACAACCUUCGACCCGGACGCAGCGUUGCGUCGUACGGCAUCCAGUGUGCAGCCAUGAACGGCAUCUCGCCUGGAAUAGUGGAGCGAGCAUGUCAGCUUGCACGACUGGCAGAAGGUGGAGAAGAUUUAGUGUUGACCUGUUCGGCAUUGAGCGCUAGUGAAGAGGGAGAAUUGGAAAUUGCGGAGGACACUGCUAGACAAUUCCUCGCAUGGGACCUCGACGCCCGAGGAGAAGGUAGACACGACCAACUUGUCUCCAUCUUAGAGGAGUCAUUGGGCAUUGUGAGUGAAGAGGCGAGUGAUACGAAUGUGACUAGGCUGAGUGCUUGA